Messenger RNA from Quercus lobata, 660 nucleotides. RefSeq lists its product as uncharacterized. NCBI's taxonomy places the organism in Eukaryota, Viridiplantae, Streptophyta, Magnoliopsida, Fagales, Fagaceae. The transcript has a single exon. The record is from RefSeq and is a predicted model, not a curated record. Bases 1 to 660 code for a protein of 219 amino acids.
AUGGUAAGCAAAUUCUGGUGGGGGCAGAAAAAUGAUGAGCGUAAACUAGCUUGGAUGAGAUGGGAAAAGUUGUGUACUCCAAAAGCUUGUGGUGGUAUUGGUUUCAGGGACCUAAGAUCUUUCAAUCUUGCCCUUCUAGCUAAGCAAGGGUGGUGGUUGCAACAACAAUCAUACUCACUUUUCUAUCAGGUUUUCAAAAGUAAGUACUUCCCUGACACUUCCUUUGUACAAGCUCAACAAGGUAGGAAUCCGUCCUAUGUUUGGCGGAGCAUUCUAGCAGCACAACCAAUAAUUAAGCAUGGGAUACGUUGGCAAGUUGGAAAUGGGGAGAAUAUAUGUAUUUGGAAAGAUAAAUGGUUCCCAAAUCCAUCCACCUAUCAAGUUAUCUCUCCUAGAACCUUGUUACCUGAGAAUGCAACAGUAAAUGUUCUGAUUGAUGUAGACCAUGGCACUUGGAGAUCUGAUCUAGUAAGGGAGUUGUUCCUAAACUUUGAAGCGGAUAUUAUCCUUAGUAUUCCUCUGAGCACUCGUAUGCCUAGGGAUAAAGUGGUCUGGGUAGCAACACCAAAUGGUAAGUUCAUGGUGAAAAGUGCUUAUUGGUUGGUUUUGGAUAUGAAAAGUGCAGAAAAUGAAAGUACCUCAGGCCCUAGUGGACAAUAG